AUGGAAUGGUUUGAUCGGUCCCGAUGGACUACGGCGCCGUACUAUGCUUUCGUAGUUGCGGUUAUGGCCUGCGGUACUAUGACUAAAGGUUACGAUGAGGGUGGUUUCAGUGCUAGCAUGAAGCUUACUUCCUUUGUGGAGGAUUAUAAUCUUCUCUCUGCUAAUUGGAAAAAUGAUCCGGAUGGAUUGACGAACAGAACUGCCAAUAUCUCCUCUUUCUUGACGCUGGGCGCGGCCUUUGGUGCUCUCAGUUCCCUCUACGUAAACGAUAAAUUCGGUCGUUUGCUAUCGUUUCGUCUUGGAAUCGUCGUUUGGGCAAUUGGAACAUUCAUCCAGGUCUUUUCGUCGGGCAUUUAUGGAUUGAUUCUUUUCGCACGCAUUUUCGCUGGAUUGGGCGCUGGUCUUCUUACGGUUACUUCUCCUAUGUAUCUGUCUGAAGUCGCACCAAAGGCGACUCGCGGGUUAGCUGUUGGUUUGUCAAUGGUUACUCUGCUUGGAAUCUUAACAGUCGGCUUCUUCGUCAAUUACGGCGCCAGCAUCCACAUGGCUGCCACAAGAACCCAAUACCGUCUGGUCCAAUCCAUCCCCCUAAUUCCUGUCGGAAUCGUCUUCUUCCUCUCCUUCUGGUGUCCCGAAACACCACGCUACCUCGCCUCAAAACAACGUCACGAUGAAGCGAAGGAGGUCCUUGCGCGUUUGCGCGGAAAAUCCAGUACAGACGAAACUGUCCUUGCAGAGUUCGCCGAAAUGGAAACUCUAGCUAAACAGCGCGCGGAACUGUCAUCUAUCUCGAACUGGCAGGCUCUUAAAGAAUCACAGUUAAACUCGAAUUACCGUCAACGCUUCUGGUUGCUUAUGGCUAUGCAGACUGUUGCGCAGUGGUCUGGUGGAAAUGGUAUCACGUAUUACAUUUCGACUAUCUUUGAGUAUGCUGGUGUUACAGGUUCUAACCAGAGCUUGAUUUCAUCGGGUGUUUAUGGUGUUGUUAAGCUUGUUUUUACAAUGGCGUUUACUUGGGUCUUUAUUGAUUUGUUUGGAAGGAGACGCUGUGCGUUAACUGGUCUUUCACUUCAAUUGGCGGCUCAUAUUUAUAUGGGUGCUUAUAUGGGUCUUCAGCCUGGUUCGGCUGAUAACGAGAAUGCUUCGAAUGCAGCUAUUGCGUCUGUUUUCAUCUACGCUGUCGGUUGGUCGAUCGGUCUUUGUACCAUUCCCUAUCUUUAUGGGUCUGAGAUCUUCCCGACUCGUAUUCGGAAUGUUUGCUAUGCGUCCAGUAUGGGAUUACAUUGGUUUUUCCAGUUUGCUGUUGUUCGUGUUACGCCGAAUAUGUUUGCGCUGGAUGUUUGGGGCGCGUAUCUCUUUUGGGCGCUUAUUUGUUUCUUUGGGCUCAUUAUUCUCGGUGUUUGGAUGCCUGAGACUAAGGGGGUGCCUAUGGAGAUGAUGGAUGAGCUUUUUGCGGGGCCUUGGUAUAUGAGGUGGAAUGCGAGGGUUAGGGAUGUUGAUGUGAAUACUGAUGGGUCGUUUAUGUCCGUGGAUGUGGAGAGUCGUGAUCAUGUUAGGGAUCAGCCUAAGUCUGGGCUUUGA
Messenger RNA from Penicillium angulare, 1581 nucleotides. RefSeq lists its product as uncharacterized. Gene Ontology annotation, biological process: carbohydrate transport; transmembrane transport. Lineage: Eukaryota; Fungi; Ascomycota; Eurotiomycetes; Eurotiales; Aspergillaceae. Bases 1 to 1581 code for a protein of 526 amino acids. Gene Ontology annotation, molecular function: carbohydrate:proton symporter activity. The record is from RefSeq and is a predicted model, not a curated record. The transcript has 3 exons. Gene Ontology annotation, cellular component: membrane.